Molecule: messenger RNA, 3826 nt
Organism: Prorocentrum cordatum
Lineage: Eukaryota; Dinophyceae; Prorocentrales; Prorocentraceae
Source: the annotation of a GenBank genome assembly
AUGAAGUUGUCGGGGAUCGACGCCAGCCAGCUGACCUACGCCUACCUCCUCAACGCGCUCGCCCACGGCGGGGCGUGGGAACCCGCCCUGCAGGCCCUCGAGAGCGACAUGCCCCGGGACGGCGUGGAGCCCAACCUCCGGCUGUUCACCUCCGCGCUCUCCGCGUGCGAGUUCGGCGGCCAGUGGCUGGCCGCCAUGCGGGUGUUCGAGAACGUCUACAAAGCAGACAUGAAGCCUGACGUCGUCACCUGGACUGCCUUGAUCAACGCAUGCGCCAGGGGCGGGCAGCUGCAGCUAGUGAAGGAGUGCCUGGAGCAGAUGGUCGUGGAGGGCGUCACGCCGAACGUGAUCACGUACAACUCGGUGAUCCGAGGCUGCGUGGAGAUGGGCGAGUUGAAGAAGGCUGUGAAGGUCCGCGAGGCGCUCGUCGCGGACGGGCUGAUGCCCGACACCGCCUGCUAUGAUGCCACGCUGAAAGGAUAUGCCAGGUUCGGGCUGUGGGAGCAGGCCCUGGCGGAGUUCCAGGAGAUGAAGGCCGAGCCAUACAAACUGGUGCCGCAGGUCGGCACGUACAUCAGCAUGGCGGGCGGCGGGGGCGAGUCGGAGGCCGUCGUAGUCGACGUGAGGCUGGUUGUGCCGUUCCAGCCUGCGGCGGAGAUCGACGGCGACGGCUCCCACGUGCCUGAGAGCGUCGACAGUGGCGAGGAGCCCCUCGCUGAGCUCGGCGCGGUGUCGGAGGUCGACGUCGAGGACUUCCUCGACAAGAUGCUCUCGGCCUCGGGCCCCGAGGGAGGCGCGCAGAGCGUCAGCAUGGAGGACGUGGUGCGCCAGAUCGAUUGCGACGGCAUGGACAUCGACCGCGCGCACGCCUUCAUGAGCUCCACGCGCUUCCGCCAGUGCUUCCGCGUGAUGGGCGUGCGCAUCUACCGCGUCGUCGUCGGUACCAGUAUGCAGGCCAAGCCGAUAGAUGAGCGCAAGCGGUGGAUUGGCUCUUUCCCGAGGUCUUUGACGAAAAGCCAGCGCGAGGCACAUUGGAACUCAAUUCAGGGCCAUCUUACAUCUUCCCUACUUGAACGCGUUCAACCUCAGUUUCACGGCGUGGCCAAGAGCUACGUGCUGGUGUUGCCGACGCCGUUUGAUGCUCGAAGUCUCUCCGACUCGUUCCGCUCCCUGGACAUGGUCUGCGUCGACCCGAGGGGCCGGAGCCGCCGCCAAGUUCGAGUUCGACAGGACUUGCCGCUCGACGUCAGGUCCAAACAGCGCGCCGCGAGCUCCCUGCGGCCUGGUGCCCUGGAGCUGGUGCGCAAGACCAACCACCCCCUCGACGGGUUCAAACUCGGGGUGAACGGGUGCCAGGGGCUCAUGCACCUUGCCAGCGAGGACGAGGUGUGGGAGCUGUUCCACAUCAAGGGGUCCGACGCUGCCGGGUGGACCUCCGAGCCGAUUUCCAGCAGUUGGCGCGCGCGGAGCGUCCAGGACUCCGACGCGCGGGCCCUUGUCGCGCUUGCGACUGGCGAGGAGCUCAUUUAUGAAGUGGCUCGUCGCGCCAAGUUCGCCGCCGAGCUCAUCGGCCCCGGCGCCCCCGAGGGAGAAGUUUCUCGGUGUCUUGCCCUUCUCGGAGCCCGCGGGCACGAUAAACCCAAGGUGAUCCACCGCGCUCCGCGCGCCUACCUUGUCCUUCGCGAGUUCUUCUGCGCGGGCGAAUUUCAGCGGUUGGACUUCUCUGGCUUCAGCGACGAGGUGGGCGAGAUCAUGAGGGGACAGCGCGGCUUAGAGGAACAGGAGGUAAAGAACGACAGGCAGGCCUCGCAGUCUGUUCAAGAGCGUCGGGUCGCCAAGCGUCGAGGGCUUUCGGCGGCGCGGGCUCCGGCGCACCGCCGGCUGCAUUUAACGGCGGUCGUCGACUGCGACGGGGGGGCGGUGGAGGGCCCCGACGCGGGCGGGGCUACCUCGGCCGAUUAUCGGGUGGAAGUGGCCAGGGUGAGGGAGGUCGGGGAGGCAGAGUUCGCACGGAUCGACCCGUUCAUCCAGUCCUGCAGUCCGUCGACGCAUCGGAAGCUUUCUUUUCAGAGGUUUCACGAGAUCUUGCGUCGCCGUUCUGACGGCGCGCCAGGGGCCGACGGGGUGCUUUAUAGUGCGUGCAAAGCUGGUGGGCUCUUUGUUGCAGAUGCCCCCCACUCCGUCUACUCCUACCUCCUCGACGGCGGCGCCCCCGAUCGCGAGUUUAACCGUGCCCUCGCCGCGUUCCUCCCCAAAUCUCGGAUGGCCCUUGGAAUCCUGGCGGUGGCCCCGCAGGCAAAACUCGCGCAGCUGCGUCUACCGUGCUCGCUCGGGCCCUGCCUGCCUGCCUGCCUGGGGCGCUGGGUCCAAACACGGCACCUCGGCGCCCGGCUCGAGCCCCGCGCCCGAGGGGGCCGCCAUGCCGCCAUGACGGGCGGCGCCCGCGCCGCCGAGGGCGGCGCCGCCUCCCCGGCGGGCUCGCGGGAGCGAGGCGGCUGCGGCAGCCCGGCGGCGUACGCGCCAGGGGCGCAGGCGGUACAGGUGCUUGCUGCGCCCAUGGCCCAGCCCGCGCUGUCCCUGCCCAUGGACCCGCGCGUGGACUACCUGUGCGGCGGUUAUUGCGUGAAGUUGAUCGGGCAGGACGGGGACGUCUUCAUGCGGCACGACCAGGCCUUCUGUAGCACAGCGUGCCGCCGCCGGGGCAUGUCGACCCUCUUCGCCAACCUGCGCGGCGUGCAGCUCGAGCGCGCGGCCCGGGGCCCGCCCGCGCCCUCGGAGGUCUCGUUCAGCGCGUUCAGCUCGACGCGCUCCGCCUCCUCCACGACGGUGAGCUCCGCGCUCGCGCGCCGCGGCGACGAAGGCGGCCCGAUCGCCUGGGUAGUCGGCAAGAUGCUCGACGUCAUAUCCGCGAGGCUGCAUGGAUCUCGCUUGUCGAGGGCCGCAUCUACGCUGGUGCAGAUCUUGGAGUACACGCCCGUGCCGCUGCCGAAGAAUAUCCUCGGCCUCAUGAGCUCCGCGUCUGCGGUCUCGUUCCGAAGCGACGGGCUGUUCGGCGACUCGCCGCUGCGCCUCGGCGAGAAGGACCUGUAGGGCAUCGGGCAGCGGGGGGCCCCCACUGGCCCGUCACGCCGCCGAGGGCGGAGAUGCAAGGUGCAAGUCAGCCGUCGUGCACUCUGUGCACCGCGGGUUGCAAUGGUCCCAACAUGUUGUUGGGGUUCGCGUAAUUUGAAGGCUGCGUGUUCUCUCGUUCUCGUUUUUUUUUGUUCUCUCUCACUCUCUAUCUCUGUUUCGUUGCCCCCCUUUUCUCUCGAGGCCAGUCGCUCCCUUCACAGCGGCGCUUAUGUAUUUUCCAUGCCCCUGCGCGCGAUGGUGAGAUCGCAUGUGCGCUGGUGCGCUAGGCAUCCGUAUCUGUUUUUGUGGACGACCGCAUGUUUAAAUCGACUGUCUGGUUGAGGUGCGUCCCACGCCCAGCUACGGGAAGACGCAGUUUAAAGAUUGUCCGUGCAUUUCAGUCCGCACGUCUAUUGGGUUCGUGUCAUGGUCUUCAUGGUAUUCUUUCUCAGCUCUUCAUCGUGAUUUCCCUGGCCCGUCAGUGGUGGGGCAUUCGUCAUUGCCAUGGGCCAUUGCUUUAACCAUGUGUGUGCCGGCGCGGAUGCGAACACGUGACGUACUGCGCUCUGGAUGCGAACGUUUGGUGGUGAACAUGCUGCUGUGACAGGCUGCGCCACAUAAUAGCUCGACCUUCACAAUGCAAUGAUUCACUGUGCAGGACCCCCGCUGGCUAACAUGUGUCAUCUCUUUCGGUUACGACUGCGGUUGCCGAGUG